Molecule: messenger RNA, 2420 nt
Organism: Catharus ustulatus (Swainson's thrush)
Lineage: Eukaryota; Metazoa; Chordata; Aves; Passeriformes; Turdidae
Gene: ALDH1A1
Product: aldehyde dehydrogenase 1 family member A1
Exons: 16
Coding region: 373-1902 (509 amino acids)
Molecular function (GO): benzaldehyde dehydrogenase (NAD+) activity
Source: RefSeq, a predicted model, not a curated record
CUCUGCAGUUCAGACACAUGCAAGCUCAGCUUGAGCCACGUUCAGUAUGACACUUUGUGAAAGCUUCAGAAUGCAAGAACUUCUUAAACUGAUUGUCCUUCCAUCCAAAAGCUGCUGUCUAUGAUUAAAUAGCUGUGAUUGUAUUAAGGAAACUGAAAAUGCAGUUCCUCAACCACUGAGCAUUUCUGAACUAGUACAGUGGAAGAAAAGUUGUUCUGCCCAGAAAAAAAAACCUGGUUUCUACACGGAAAAGUGGAACUGCAGUUCAGUCUCCAGCUUCCAGCAAUUGAAAACUUGGACAAUUGCUUUGGGAAAAUUCCUCUUCAAAAGGCACACCAGAGAGGAACAUCCUCAAACUUCUCAACUGAAAACAUGAAGAAGCAAGGCUCGGAUGGCAAUCCUGCUCCAGUCAUGCCAGCACUGCCAGAACCAUUAAAGGACCUGAAAAUUAAGUACACCAAGAUAUUUAUAAACAACGAAUGGCAUGAUUCAAUCAGUGGUAAAAAAUUUCCAGUCUUUAACCCCGCAACUGAAGAGAAAAUCUGUGAGGUGGAAGAAGGUGACAAGGCGGAUGUAGAUGAGGCAGUUAAAGCAGCCAGGAAGGCUUUUGAGCUGGGAUCAACCUGGCGUACGAUGGAUGCUUCAGAGAGAGGAAGGCUCCUGAAUAAACUGGCUGACUUAGUCGAAAGAGACCGUCUGAUUUUAGCUACAAUGGAAACCGUUGAUGGUGGGAAGCUCUUUUCCACAGCCUAUCUAAUGGAUUUGGGUGCCUGUAUCAAAACUUUACGCUACUGUGCGGGCUGGGCUGAUAAAAUCCAUGGACGUACUGUUCCAAUGGAUGGAAACUUUUUUACAUUUACAAGACAUGAGCCCAUUGGGGUGUGUGGCCAAAUUAUUCCUUGGAACUUCCCAUUGGUUAUGCUCAUCUGGAAGAUUGCCCCUGCCCUUUGUUGUGGAAACACAGUGGUUGUCAAACCAGCAGAACAAACUCCACUCAGUGCCCUUUACAUGGGUUCCUUAAUUAAAGAGGCAGGAUUUCCACCUGGAGUAGUGAAUAUUGUGCCAGGCUUUGGACCCACCGCUGGAGCAGCAAUUUCUCACCACAUGGAUAUAGAUAAAGUAGCUUUCACAGGCUCUACAGAGGUUGGCAAACUGAUUAAAGAAGCAGCAGGGAAGAGCAAUCUGAAGAGAGUUACCUUGGAACUUGGAGGAAAAAGUCCUAACAUUAUAUUUGCAGAUGCAGACUUGGACGCUGCUGUGGAAUUUGCCCAUAUUGGUCUGUUCUAUCACCAGGGACAAUGUUGUAUAGCAGGAUCUAGGAUUUUUGUGGAAGAGCCUAUUUAUGAUGAGUUUGUUCGCCGGAGCAUUGAAAGAGCAAAGAAAUAUACUCUUGGGGAUCCUUUGAAGCCUGGUGUACAGCAAGGCCCUCAAAUUGAUAAGGAGCAGUUUAAAAAAAUCCUGGAGCUAAUUGAGAGUGGGAAAAAAGAAGGAGCCAAACUGGAAUGUGGAGGUGGUCCAUGGGGAGACAAGGGUUACUUCAUCCAGCCCACAGUUUUCUCUAAUGUUACGGAUGACAUGCGCAUCGCCAAAGAAGAGAUAUUUGGACCUGUUCAACAAAUCAUGAAGUUUAAAACUGUAGAUGAGGUUAUCAAGAGGGCAAAUAAUACCACUUAUGGCUUAGCAGCAGCAGUUUUUACCAAAGACAUUGACAAAGCACUGACGUUUGCAGCUGCCCUUCAGGCUGGAACAGUAUGGGUUAACUGCUAUAGUGCAUUGUCUGCUCAAUGUCCCUUUGGAGGUUUUAAGAUGUCAGGAAAUGGACGAGAAAUGGGAGAAUAUGGACUUCAUGAAUAUACAGAAGUUAAGACUGUCACAAUCAAAAUCCCUCAAAAGAACUCGUAAUGCUGUUUGAGGUGCAGAAAUUACCAUCUUCAAAUGAAUCUGAAAAGGCUAUCUGAAUUCUUAAAUGUUUUGUUGUCCAAGUGAUUCAUUACGUUUUCUGCUUUCUGACUGUAUAACAGGUACCUUCUUACAUUAACAAUAUAAGGAGUAGCAUAGAAAAAAAUUGAUGUGAUUAAUUAUGAAAUCUUUAAUGUCUGGUUCACAGAUAACUAAUUUUAAAAUUCAUAUCCAGAAAUAUCCACUCUUGUUUGCAUUUGUAGUGUUCUGUAGUAUUAUGAGAAUUUUUGUUUUUCAGUGUAUUCUACAAGUACUGUUUGGAUUUAUGUGUUCUUGUAAGUGUUAGAUGGCAAGCUCUCUUGCAUUUUAUUUGUGGCCUAAACAAAAGCACUUAAGAGUAGUUAGCAGAUGUGUCUAUGUUUCUCUAGAUAUAUUACUUAGACUAUUAAAGUUGUUCGUCAUGCUGUAUGAAUGUAAUCUGUCUAAUGUUUAAAAAUAUUAAAAUUAAUGCAAAAAACCUA